AUCCAGAGAGGUCGCGAGAUCUGGCUCAGCUGACCAACCUCUUAUGCCAGAGAAGAGCGCGUGAGCAACUAAUCUGUGGGGAAAAAGCUAAUUUUACCUUCACAAAACGGUCAACCAACAAUAAAUUACAGAAGCACAAACUUUAAUAUUUGAAAGAUGGCAGACACAGAGCAAAGGAGUCCACCUUCGCCCCCUCAGGCUGGACCUGCGCAAUUCGUGUUGAGUAAUAAGCUGGAAACGGCUAUGUGGCUGUCACGGCUGUUCACUGUCUACUGUUCCAUCAUGUUUAUUCUGCCCCUGCUUGGGCCCCAAGCAGCUGCUAAUUUCUAUCAGAGGGCAUUGCUGGCAAAUGCAUUGACCAGUGCGCUGCGUCUGCACCAGAGGCUACCUCACUUUCAGCUGAGCAGAGCCUUCCUGGCCCAGGCCUUACAGGAGGACAGCUGCCACUAUCUCUUAUACUCCCUCAUCCUCGUCAACUCCUACCCUAUCACAAUGAGCAUAUUUCCUGUGUUCCUCUUCUCACUUCUCCAUGCCACCACCUACACUAAAAAAGUUCUUGAUACUUUGGGCCCCAACAGCCUUAUGUUUGUGAGGAACUUUCUGAACAAGCUCACAGCCAAUCAACAAAACAUCCUCAAGUUUAUUGCCUGCAAUGAGAUCUUCUUGAUGCCAGCCACAGUCUUCAUGCUCUUCAGUGGCCAGGGCAGCUUACUUCAGCCAUUCAUUUACUAUCGGUUUCUCACUCUACGCUAUUCCUCCAGGCGCAACCCAUACUGCCGGUCUCUGUUCACUGAACUGAGGAUCUUGCUAGAGCAUUUUGUGAUGAAGCCAAGCUGCCCUGCCUUCUUCAGGAAGAUGUGCCUCAGCAGCAUUGCCUUCAUCAGCCGCCUUGCCCCCACUGGAGUCUAACUGCUCUCUCUCUCUGAACAUACAAACGCUCGCAUACACACAACACACAUACACACCUGUCCUACAACAGUUCACAAAUUGGGACAGUUUCAAGAUGGACAUAAAAACAAGAUGGCCAAGUCUGUUUGCUCUGAGAUGGAUGUCCUCUUCUGCACUGAAGGAAUUUGCUAUAUUUGCAGAGACUAUCUGACAGACCGCAUCCAAAAUUCAAAACAGCUAGAAGACGCAUCUCUGUGCGCAGUUGUCUGUAAAGAUGGUGCAACUGUUUUAUCAGUUCAGUAGAGCAUUUAUAUUGAUACUCAUUUUCCGGGGUAGAGAAGACCUCUUGAGAUAUUUUAACUUAACUGCUACAUUAAAUAGAUAGAGCUCUAAAUAGCUAGUCUUUCUAAUGAGAUCAUGCCACACUGGGAAAGAGAUUUCAGCCAUUGUUAUAAUUGUCUGUCCUUCAGUUUGAUUCCAUUUUUAUAUGUUCUUGCUUGAACACUGUUUUUAUUUUGUCUUGUACUUGAGUAUCUCAAUGUGACCAGCUCCCAAGCAUUUCUGAAUAGUUGACAAUGAUCUGAAUAAGAUUGAGUUUUUUUGGGGGUGAAUAGGCUAAUCAGAUGACUGAGGUACUGGUAGAAAUCCAAUCUAUCCAUCUAUAGACAUCUAUUGCCCUAUAGUCAACCGUUAUAUGCCUUCAAUGCUAUUUAUUUUCAUGGCAAGUUAUAAAGAUUAACUCCAUUUCAGAAUUGUCACUUAUUUGCUUGUUUAAGGCAUGUUGUCACUAUUUAUUGCCUGUUUUUAUUGCCUUUGUGAAUCUGGUGAUGAAUAAAGUCUAUGAUCAAAGAUUAAAUUG
This is a messenger RNA of Xyrauchen texanus (razorback sucker), 1747 nucleotides long. It is a transcript of the gene tmem33, whose product is annotated as transmembrane protein 33. NCBI's taxonomy places the organism in Eukaryota, Metazoa, Chordata, Actinopteri, Cypriniformes, Catostomidae. The record is from RefSeq and is a predicted model, not a curated record. The transcript has 8 exons. Gene Ontology annotation, cellular component: membrane; endoplasmic reticulum. Bases 157 to 909 code for a protein of 250 amino acids. Gene Ontology annotation, biological process: membrane organization; endoplasmic reticulum tubular network organization.